This is a messenger RNA of Plutella xylostella (diamondback moth), 1039 nucleotides long. RefSeq names its product preli-like (gene prel). Gene Ontology annotation, cellular component: mitochondrial intermembrane space. The record is from RefSeq and is a predicted model, not a curated record. Lineage: Eukaryota; Metazoa; Arthropoda; Insecta; Lepidoptera; Plutellidae.
UCAUAAAAAGUCCGACCGAAUCCUGUAAAAGCCAAAAAUUGGUUGAUUUAUCCAUAAUUUUAACACAAUAUCACAAAAAUUUGAUAAAAACAUGAAUGAUAGCAAUAUUAAUAAGUGGUAGAUUGACUUACUUCAACUUUAAUUAAGCACAUACUUCUGUUACGAAUUUGUCGCUCGUUUGAUUUCCGUAACAUUUACAGCAAUACCUCGGCUGUAACGUGAGUAUAGGUGUGGUGAGCGGCAGCUACAACCAUGGUGAUACAGUGCUGAAGACACCCACUUUUUCUUCUUUCUCAACAUUCCAAUACAAUAAAUAAAGAUUUCAAAAUGGCAAGAUACUUUGAAACAUCUACCACUUUCAACUUCAGUUGGGAGCAAGUGGCCUGUGCCUACUGGAAGAGGUAUCCUAACCCUGAAAGUACCCACGUGUUGUCUGAAGACACCUGCCAUCGCGAGGUGCGGGAUGGCUGUCUGUACACCAAGAGACUACUCACUAAAACCAACAGAGUACCCAAAUGGGGGGAAAGAUUCUUCAGUGCAAAAUCGGUGAAGAUAAUUGAAGAAAGCAUUGUGGACCCAAAAAACAAAGUUCUAGUCACAUACACACGGAAUUUGGGAUACACAAAAGUCAUGAGUGUAGUGGAGCGCGUGGAGUACCGGCGCGCGGGCGCGGACACGGUGGCGCGCCGCGCGGCCUGCAUCGACUCGCAGGUGUUUGGCUGCGCGCGCGCAAUCCGAGCGUUCGGCAUCGAGCGGUUCAAGAACAACUGCCAUCAGAUGGUGAACGGCUUCAACUUCGUCCUCCACAACAUGUUUCCCAAACAAUGCCCCACCUCCACACAAUCUCCCACUUUAGUACCCACCUUCAAGGAGAUCCGGACCGCCGCCGCCGCCACCGCCGGCCGCGCCAAGGCGAAUGUACUACACUCGGUUAAUAGGACUUAACCCGAUGAUGACGGGAAAUAGGGGAUGGACUGAGAUGGGAAAGGAUAAGAUUUGUGCGGUUUUUGGAUAGGAAUUUUUGGAUUGUCUUUUGGUA